CUCUAAAGAUCAGAUUGCAAUGUGUCUACUGGCGUGUUUCGCAGUUUAAGAAAUCUGCAGAGAGGAUUUUAGUUGAUAUAGGUCAUAGCUAUUUUUUAAGGAGUAUCUAAACAUGCCGACAAUAACGGUAAAUAAGGAAGAUCUGUUCAAAGCGCUUGGAAAACGUUACACUUUUGAGGAAUUUGAUGAACUUUGUUUUGAAUUUGGGGUCGAGCCUGAAGAACCAGAUGAAAAAGAGAUAGCGGAAAACCCUGAUUCUGCAUUAGAAUGGAAGGUUGAAAUUGGAGCAAACAGGUAUGAUUUGCUCUGCCUAGAAGGAUUAGCCAGAGGCCUACUUGUGUUUUUAGAAAAAAUUAAGGCCCCUAUAUAUAAGUCAAUACCGGCAUGGACUGGAAAAUCUGCCAAGCUUCGAAUUUUACCAAGUACUGCCAAAGUGAGACCAUUUGCUGUGGCUGCUAUUUUAAGGAAUAUUACAUUUACUCCUGAGAGCUACAAAAGUUUCAUCGACCUUCAAGACAAAUUGCACCAGAAUCUCUGCAGGAGGAGAACAUUAGUGGCCAUUGGAACUCAUGACUUGGACACAAUUAAAGGACCAUUCUUUUAUGAUGCUAAACCACCAUCAAAGAUCAAGUUCAAGGCAUUAAAUCAAACUCAGGAAAUGACAGCAUGCCAACUCAUGGAACUCUACUCAAAUGAGAGCCAUCUUAAGCAGUACCUUCCCAUCAUUCAGGACAAACCUGUGUACCCUGUUAUCUAUGACAGCAACGGAGUAGUGUUGUCUAUGCCACCGAUUAUCAAUGGGGAGCACAGUAAGAUAACUUUGAAUACAAGGAAUGUGUUCAUUGAGUGCACAGCCACCGACUUGAACAAGGCAAAGAUCACGCUGGAUACGAUCGUCACCAUGUUCAGCCAGUACUGUUCCCCAAAAUAUGAGGGGAUUGAGUCUGUGGAAGUGGUGAAUCCAUGUGGAACCAGUGUUAUGUACCCAGAACUUCAUUACAGACUUGAAGAAAUUGAUGUGUCUGAAACAAACCAAAAGAUAGGAAUAUGCAUCCCUCCAGGUGAGAUGGCUCGACUACUGACCAAGAUGUGUCUGGUAUCUACCCCUUUUGACAGCGGUAACAAAAUCAUGGUGGAGGUUCCACCUACUAGGCAUGAUGUAAUUCAUGCCUGUGAUAUCAUGGAAGAUGUGGCCAUUGCCUAUGGAUACAACCACAUAACGAAAACAAUUCCUCAAACAAACUGUAUUGGGAACCAGUAUCCCAUCAACAAACUGUCGGACCUACUGAGACAAGAAAUUGCAGCAGCUGGAUUCACAGAGGUUCUCACAUUUGCUCUGUGCUCACGAGAUGAUGUAGCAGACAAAUUAGGCAAAAAUAUCAAGAAUGUGAAUGCUGUCCACAUCGCCAAUCCUAAAACAUUGGAGUUUCAGGUUGCCAGGACAACACUAUUGCCUGGGAUACUGAAGACCAUCAGUAAAAAUAAAAACAUGCCAUUACCUCUAAAGCUGUUUGAAAUCUCAGACAUUGUUAUGUGUGAUCCUAAAAAAGAUGUUGGAGCUCGCAAUGAGAGAUGGAUGUGUGCAGUGAACUAUAACAAAUCCUCAGGGUUUGAGAUCGUGAAGGGUUUGCUGGACAGGGUCAUGCAGCUGAUGGAGAUUCCAUUCCAGAAGGGGAGUGAUGGAUACUACAUCGAAGCAUGUGAUGAUCCAACAUAUUUCCAAGGUCGCUGUGCAACUGUGAUAUUGAGAGGGAAGCCGAUAGGAAAAAUAGGAGUACUACACCCAGAUGUUGUGACAAAGUUUGAUUUAAACAAUCCAUGUUCUGCUUUUGAAAUUUCAGUAGAACCUUUGUUGAGGAGUUCAUGAGUUGUGUGUGACAUUACCCCAGCUGUAACCAAUUGAAUAUUCUCAGUACCUCCUAAUUUACACUUAUAUUACAGAAGAUAUUAUAAUAUCAUGCACUAAUACAAGAAUGUAAAUGGAUUUGAAAUAUUUGAAAGGUAAUAAAACUUUGAAGGGUAAAACAAAACA
This is a messenger RNA of Magallana angulata, 2032 nucleotides long. Its product is annotated as phenylalanine--tRNA ligase beta subunit-like. Gene Ontology annotation, biological process: phenylalanyl-tRNA aminoacylation. Gene Ontology annotation, molecular function: phenylalanine-tRNA ligase activity; RNA binding; magnesium ion binding. Lineage: Eukaryota; Metazoa; Mollusca; Bivalvia; Ostreida; Ostreidae. The record is from RefSeq and is a predicted model, not a curated record. The transcript is spliced from 19 exons. The coding region runs from base 113 to 1867 and encodes 584 amino acids. Gene Ontology annotation, cellular component: cytoplasm; phenylalanine-tRNA ligase complex.